AUGAUGCAGUCAGUGACAAGUACGAAUGAUAGUGAAUGUACGAGCACGAAGCUUAAGUCGACUAUAAGCCGCUUGAAAGGUGUUGAUUCACCGGAGAGUAGUGGCUCAUCGGUUGUGCGUAGCAGCUCACCGCAUAAGGUGACGCUAAACGAUGCGGUACGCUUGAGCCCAGCUAGUACAAGGCACAAGACAAGCUUUGCACCGAGUGAGUCUGGAAGUGCAGUGUACCGAACAAUCUCAACAGAUUCCACUAAACUCAACUAUGCACAAUCGAUCCUCGACCAUUCCGGGCGAAAAUCCAGUAACACUUCAACAACAAGCACAACAAGUGUUUCCGUUCCAAAUCGUAUAAUCAACGUGAGUUAUGCCUACUAUGAUCACAAGCAUCUUUUUUUGGUCGGAGGAGCGAACCCCGUCGGGUAG
Messenger RNA from Anisakis simplex (herring worm), 423 nucleotides. The record is from the annotation of a GenBank genome assembly. NCBI's taxonomy places the organism in Eukaryota, Metazoa, Nematoda, Chromadorea, Rhabditida, Anisakidae.